AUGAUCUCGAUCCUCUCUCAAUGGAAGAUCGUCUUGCUUCCCAGCACAGUUCUAUACCUCUACCUGGUCCACCACCUCCGCUUCCGCCGCUCUUCCUCCCUCCCUCAUAAGUACCCCUACCCGGAUCGUACAUCAUACAACAAGAUGACCUUUCGCCACGCCUGGGAAAUCCACAAUUCACUCAUCGAGUACGAAUUCCCCACCACCUUUUCAGCAGCUACCAUGUUCGCCCUCUUCAAAGCAUAUGGCAUACCCACGAUUUCCUCCAUUCUCCGCGCCACUGGCCAAUUCUCCUCCAAAGAUACCGUUGACAAAAGAUACACCGAUACGGGAUGUCUAUUGUUGGAAGCCGUGCUGAACCCUCCAGCGAGUGAGAGGGCUUUAGAGGCGAUUGCGAGGAUCAAUUAUUUGCAUAGUCCGCAUAUGGCAUCAGGGAAGAUCUCGAAUGAUGACUUGCUUUAUACUUUGAGUUUGUUUGCUUUGGAGCCUGCGAGAUGGGUGAAAAAGUAUGAAUGGAGGGAGUUGACGAAUUUGGAGAUGUGUGCUGUUGGUACGCUGUGGAAGUUGCUGGGUGAGGCUCUUGGGAUCAAGUAUGAUGUUCUGGGAGAUGGAGCAGAGCUGAAUGAUGGGUUAAUGUGGUUGGAGGCUUUGGACGACUGGAGUAGCGAGUAUCAGGAAAGAUACAUGGUUCCGGCAGAAUCAAACAAGCAGGUCGCUGAUGCAACUUUGUAUCAUAUCACGUGGAAGUUGUCCAAGAAGAUGAAGUCGGUGGGAAAUAGAGUCGUCGCGGCUUUGUUGGAGGAUAAAUUGAGGGAAGCUAUGAUGAUCCCAAAACCACCACAGUCUUACUACACUUUGAUCAAUCGCUUCAUCUCCGCCCGCAAAUUCAUCCUCCUCCACCUCUCUCUUCCCAGAAUGAGACCUAAGAAACGUCUCCCAAUCGCCUCUUCAUCCGGUCGUAUCCACUCCCGAAAAUACAACAUCCAGCCUUGGUACGUGAAACCCACCUUCUCGAACCGGUACGGAUUGAAGGCCUGGAGGACUUGGUGGAAAGGAGGUGUGUUACCCGGCGAUGAUGGAGGGAAAUAUUUUCCUGAAGGAUUUAGAGCAAGUGAGCUGGGACCAAACGGAUUGAGAGGACGUGGCGAGAAAGAAAUGGGUGCUGAGAGGAGUCGGUUGGAGGAAUUGUGGAGUAGCGAGAGAGGUGUUUGCCCGUUCCUGGUGCAGGAGUGA
This is a messenger RNA of Mollisia scopiformis, 1233 nucleotides long. RefSeq lists its product as uncharacterized. Lineage: Eukaryota; Fungi; Ascomycota; Leotiomycetes; Helotiales; Mollisiaceae. Gene Ontology annotation, molecular function: oxidoreductase activity. Bases 1 to 1233 code for a protein of 410 amino acids. The transcript has 2 exons. The record is from RefSeq and is a predicted model, not a curated record.